AUUAUGGCUGUGGCGAUGGAGGCGAUCCAGGAGCUCGAGGGCCACACCGAUCGUGUUUGGAGCGUUGCCUGGAAUCCAGUGGCCAGCUCCUCGAAUCGGAGCGUGCUGGCGUCGUGUGGCGGAGACAAGACAGUGAGGAUUUGGGAAGGCGAUUGCUCGGAUUCUUCUUCUUCUUCUUCCUCGUGGAAUUGCAAGGCCGUGAUCGAUUCUUUCAAACGCACUGUGAGGUCGUGUCACUGGUCGCCCGAUGGGAAAUUGCUUGCGACCGCGUGCUUUGAUGGAAUUGGAGCUGUGUGGGAAGACGUAGGAGGUGAUUACGAGUGCGUUGCUACACUAGAGGGACAUGAAAAUGAGAUGAAAUCAAUCGCGUGGAGUGCUUCUGGCACUCUUCUCGCGACUUGUGGUCGAGACAAGAGUGUGUGGAUCUGGGAAAUGGAAGCCGAGAACGAUUUCCAAACAGUCUCUGUAUUGAAUGGCCAUUCCCAAGACGUGAAAACGGUCUUGUUUCAUCCUACUGAGGACAUUCUUGUGUCGAGCAGCUAUGACAAUUCUAUCAAGGUGUGGGCUCCCGAUCCAAAUGGAGACGAUUGGUCGUGCGUUCAGACGCUUGCUGAGCCCAACCAGGGUCAUAGCUCAACUGUAUGGAGCGUAGCAUUCGACGCCGAUGGGAAACGAAUGGUCUCAUGUAGUGAUGAUCUAUUGCUGGUUGUGUGGGAUACGAGCACGAAUCCCCUGGAAUCGAGCUGGAAGCACCUCUGUACUUUGUCUGGCUAUCACGAAAGAACCAUCUAUUCUGUGCAUUGGUCGAGGCGGUCGGGCCUGAUUGCUUCAGCGGCAGGCGACGAUGCAAUCCGCGUGUUCGCUGAAGCCAAUGAUCCGUCCUAUACAUCGCGAGCAGUGUUUUCAAUGGUUGGAAAGCAACAAAAGGCUCACAGCACAGACGUGAAUUGCGUGAGAUGGCAUCCGAAGUGUUUCAGGACGAUGACAUUCUUGCUUCGGCUGGAGACGACGGCUUAGUAAAGUUGUGGAGGAUUUUAUCAUGAGGACGAAGUGAAGGAAGACUAUCAACGCAUGAAGCCGUGCACUGUCGCAUCGAGAUUUGGAUCAUUCAAGUAGUGCUUGCAGUGCACAUCACUCAAUUCUCAUUGCCGUGCGCACCCAGCCCACUGCUCCAAAUUGGUGGGAUUUUCGGAUUUUCAUUCAGUUCCGCUCUUAAGAUAACUGUCGGUCUUCUUGCCAGAAAAAGAGAAAAAAUGUCUCAAAUAUACCCUGUUCUUCGAGGGUU
Selaginella moellendorffii is the source of this 1285-nucleotide messenger RNA. Its product is annotated as protein CIA1. The record is from RefSeq and is a predicted model, not a curated record. Bases 4 to 1017 code for a protein of 337 amino acids. NCBI's taxonomy places the organism in Eukaryota, Viridiplantae, Streptophyta, Lycopodiopsida, Selaginellales, Selaginellaceae. Gene Ontology annotation, cellular component: cytosolic [4Fe-4S] assembly targeting complex. Gene Ontology annotation, molecular function: protein binding. The transcript is spliced from 11 exons. Gene Ontology annotation, biological process: iron-sulfur cluster assembly.